CUUUGCUCCUCUCGCUGGUGCCGCGGCCGUGUCGGUGCUGCUCCCGGGCUCGCUGUGUCUCCGCACUCGACAUGUUCCGUAAGAUCCGGCGGGUGAACCUGAGGAAGCGCAAUGACUCCGAGGAGGAGGACAAGGAGCUGGAGCGGCCCGUGUCCGGCCCGGUGGGACCCCCCGAGCCCGCCCUCCAGCCCCCCGAGCCGCAGUUCAUCCUCCCCCAGCCCGUCCUCCCCGAGCCCCCUCAGCAGCAUGACAACGGGCUCCCGGGGGCCCCAGGCCGGCCUCGCAGGGAAUGCCGGGACACGUGGGGAGCCAAGGCCAGCCUGCUCAGCUUCCAGGACGAGGAGGAGGAAGGUAAACACCGGGCUGGCCGAGCGUCAUGGGAAUGCUGAGCUGUGGCCCAAACCCCACGUUGGCUGGUGGGAGUUGGAGUUCUGCUACAGCCGGUGGUUUUGCAAUUUGCCAUCCAGUUCUAGGGAGUGAAUUGGAAAUGUAACCUUGUGGUCACUUUCUAUUCAAGUGACACCUUUUGGUUCUCUAUUUAUUGUAUUCCCUAGGGUUAUCACCUACUUUUCCAGUCUAGAUGGCCUUUUUUUUUGUGGGUUAGAUACAGGACGAGGGUGUUACACCCAUAUCCUUGACCGCUCCCCUUAUUUUCUCAGGGAUGCACAAAGAACUGCGUGUUUUGUUGAACAAUUUCUAAUCAAGCAUACGUAAAACCUGUGGACAUGAUUAGUAUAUGCUUUAUUUUAGUGUCUAUUAACAUUAUGUUGAAGUGUUCUCUUUUUUUUUUUAUUUAGAUUUGAGCUUCCCUUCUACAGUGUUCAACAAAUUUAAAUUACCUCUAAUCCAGUGUUUAGACCGUAUUCUGACACUGGGCAUCCUCACACUCUGCAUGAGGACAUCUAGCGUUGGUUAAAUACCCAUAGGAAAGCAAUGUGCAGAGAAUUGAGAAAUGAUCUAUAAACGGAAACUGCUUCAUUACGCUGAAGUUUUUUUAAAGGACCACUAUAGCCUCCCAGACCACUUCAGCUUAAUGAAGUGGUCUGGGUGCCUGGUCCAGCUAGGGUUAACCCUUUUUUUUAUAAACAUAGCAGUUUCAGAGAAACUGCUAUGUUUAUAAUAGGGUUAAUCCAGCCUCUAGUGUAGCUGCCCCUACUGACAGUCAGCGAGGCGCUGCCAGUUUUCUACUGAAAAUUACAGUGAAGACGCUGCCCAGCGCAUUGUGUCGCUUUCCGGCGAAUCGCCGGCUGAAUGCACGCCAGCGGGUUCCUCGCUAAGCGCAUGCGCAUUCGUGCGGAGAGGAGGGAGGAGGAGAGCUCCCGCCCGGCGCUGGAGAAAGGUAAGAUUUAACCCCUUUCCUCUCCCCAGAGCCGGGCGGGAGGGGGACCCUGAGGGUGGGGGCACCCUCAGGGCACUAUAGUGCCAGGAAAACGAGUAUGUUUUCCUGGCACUAUAGUGGUCCUUUAAUGCCUGUAGUAUCCAUUUAAUGCUAUCAGGUGACAUGUCUGCUUUAACAUACAGCGUUAAAAAAAUAAUCAUGCAUGCUUUGAAAAGGCCUGGAAGCUGUAUUCCUAAAAAGUUAUUAACCCCUUAAGGACCAAACUUGUGGAAUAAAAGGGAAUCAUGACAUGUUAUGUGUCCUUAAGGGGUUAAACGUCACUUGGCUUUGGAAUUGGUGUUUUAUAUCUCUUUUCUUAAGCUCAAAUAACGUCUUUGGCGUUUAAAUUGUAGGCAAGUUUAUAGCCAAAGUUUAUUCUAGUUAAAGUGGUAUUAUUGCCUACUACUUAAACAUGUAUUCCUGACCUUGACAUGUUAAAACAACCAUUUAGGUGGCUUGCCGCCCCUUCUUAUCCCCCUUAGAAAGAAUUAGAAUAUACCUUAUUUCCAUCGCCUUUUUGGUGACAUCAUCAGAUUGGCUGAAAUUGGCAAGGGGGCAGGGCCAAAUGCAGUUUUGGCCAAUCGGCACCUUCUGUUAGAGAUGCAUUGAUUCAAUGCACCUCUAUGAGGAAAAUUCAACAGUGCUGCACCUCUAGUAGCCAUAUGAGGAGGGACCAGUGGAGGUAUCCCUAGGCAGUAAUGUAAACUGCAAAAAGCAUGAAGGGAAGGAUUAUACUCACGGGAACAAAUACACUAAACUGUAGUUCUGGUGAAUAUAGUGUCCCUUUAAAGCAUUGUGUUUUGCAGAUAUUGGUAAACUAAAUGCAAACUUUGUUGUGUAUCCUGAUGAGUCUAAAUAACACACUUUUGUUCCCAACAGAGGAAGAAGUUUUUAAAGUGAAGAAAUCGAACUAUAGCAAGAAAAUAGUCAAGAUUCUUAAAAAGGAAUAUAAGGAUGACAAAGAGAAAACAAAGCCUACAUCUGAAACCUUUAACUUGGCAGAUGGUAAGCAUUUCAUCCGUAGGAUCGGUUUUGCUCAUAAGGUGGAGAAAUUACAUUGUGGGCCACAAUUAAAUUGUUCCUAAAACAUCUGCAAAUAUUUGCCUCUCUAUUAACCUAAAUAUUAAAAAUGUUGUGACUUAAUUAAAAAGGCACCCUUAACACAACUACAGCAUGCUGUUAUGGUGCCAGGAGUUCACUGAUGCAAUACCACUGUUCAGAGUCAAAUUGUUACUUUUCAAAUGGUUUGACACUUACCUGGGCACCCACAGACCGACAUCUCUUCACAUAUAUUGCUAAAGCAGAUGUUCCUACUUCCGCAUUAGUGAUAUCAAUUUUGAUGGAAUUCAUUGACUCUGCGUUUCAGUUCACACGCUUCAGCCAAUGAAGUCGAUACAAAGUUUGAUAAAAUUGGUAUUUCGAAAGCUGAAGAUAAUUGUCUGCUUUAGAGAUCUAUGUGAACAGGGAAAGGACUGCAGGUGACCCAGUGACACUACCAGGAGUCCUGUGGAGCUAUAACCCAACAGCAGCUGCAGUGGUUAUGGUUCUUAAAGAGCAGCUUCAACUUUGGUUUUAUAAAUCAACAGGUGCACAAGCAAAUUAAUAUGCAGUCACGAGUGCUUCAUGCUUCUAUACAUUUAUAUAUAUUUAUUUCAUGCACGCAUUCAUUCAUUUGUCUUAUCUACCCCAUAAUGUAUUUUUUUGCAUUAUUCAAUCCAUCUUUCUUUUAAGUUAAUAAGAGCGGCCUGAAUGGUUAAAUUAGGUGGGGGAUUAAACGGUUAAGCUGUUACAGAAAUACUUUGAUGCCCUCGUUACAUGUUGUGUGUCUGUGUUGCAGUUUGCUUUAUUUUUGUCUUAUUUGAUAACGAUUUGUAUUACAAAGUGGUUGGGUUAAAGUGAACAUUAGGAAACUGUGCCCUUUUGUGCAGCUUUUGCUGUGUACAUUUUCCAUUUCAAUUUAUAUAUCCGAUAUCAUUCUUUAGGCUCUUUUGAGGAAUCUGUACUUUUUAUAUUACUAACUUGUUGUUUCUUUCCUAAGUCAUGAUGCUUGGAGACCAUAUAAGGCUAUGUAUGCAUAGUGUUUUUAGUUAGAAUUCAAUGCCAUGUCUUCUUGUGUCAGGAUCUUCAAUAAGUAGGGGCCAGUGCAACUUUUUAGAAAUGUUAGUCUUGCAGGAACAGUGCUGGUAAGUUCAUCUUUAUUUAAUUUAUGUUUGUAUAAUGUCUUUGUAGGCAACAACGCCAUCCAUAAAGCAUUGUCCAUGAAGGAUAUCUGUCAGGAGGAUGUGGCACAUGGCAGUGACCUUGGGGAAGAGGAAAUGGAAGUCGAAAGUGAAAAAGAGGAAGAGAAGCCUAAGGUGGCUGGCUCUUUUACAAACCCAGUAUCCACUUUAAAUGUUCUCCGUCCAGGUAUUGACCGCAUGCUAAUUAGAAAAUACUUCAUGGAUUUUAAGUCAGUUUAUGUAUAGAGGUGGCUCAAUGGCUCAUUUUAUCUGAUGUGACUGUGUAUAUUAAUGUAUGCAUUGUACUUUAAAAUAAGACACAGUAAUGGUCUUUGUUUUACAUUUGUGUUAUGACCCCAUUGAGCCACAGUGCUGCUACCUUGUAGAAAUGUGUAAAUUCUUACUUAAGAUACAUUUUGAUAUUGGGUUGCCAUCUCUGAUAUGUAACUUAUUCACUUGCCUGGAUUGUUCUGUUUUUAGAACUCUACUAUUUAUUGUUGGUAGUUUUUACUAGUUGUGGGUCAAGCCCAGGAUAGUUCUAGUGUCUGGCAAUAAGCACGGAACUAUAUUUAGACCAUAGUGAGUUGUAGUAGCUUUAGUUUUGAUAUAUUGUGCCUAUUCUCUAAAAAUAUAUUUUUUUAAAUGCUUUGUCAAUAUAGAGAUGUAAACUGAUAGGUUGGUGGGAACUUUGCUUAGGUGCCUCUCUGCACCCAAAACAUUGUUGAAGAGAGUACUAUUAUAUGCAAUAACCACUAAACAAUCAUAUUGUUCCUGGUAAGAAUCUCUCCUAAUCUACAUUCGUAGAUCAUUUGAAGUAGACUGUGUUAUCUGCCAUCCCAGCCCGUCUCUCGCUGCCUAGAUCUUAUAGAUUACCAAUCUUUCUUAUUGUAGGAGAAAUCCCAGACGCUGCAUUUAUCCAUGCAGCCCGUAAAAAGAGGCAGAUGGCUCGUGAGCUUGGAGAUUUGCCAUCUGCUGAGAAUGAGGGUGGUAAAGGUCGCUUGGUACGUGAAGAUGAAAAUGAUGCCAGUGACGACGACGAUGAUGAUGAAAAAAGACGAAUCGUAUUCUCCGUUCGAGAGAAAUCUCAGAGGCAGAAGAUAGCAGAGGAAAUUGGUAUGUUUCACUGUUUUAUUGUCUGAAUAAAAAACUUUCAGGUUCAGUUGAACCUAAAUUUAACACACACCGUUUUACAUGGAUAAAUGAUAUUGUCAGUGCAUUGUGUCUAGUACUACUCAGGGACGUGAAAGUAAAAAAUAUCUACUUGUCCUUACAAAAAAUAAUUUCAAUUAGAAAGAUUAGGGACCCUGCCUAGAGCCCUCGACGUGUAUAGGAGUAUUUUCUAAACUCUGAAUUUUUACAAAUAGUAUCCUUAUGGAAAAAAAUGAAGCAUUAAAGCACAUCAAAUGUAACAGUUAUAUGCUGUUUUUAAUAUUACCAGAUGGCUAAUAAGGUGCCCACUUGAAUAGUACAUGUAAACACAUACUGGCAGCAUGGCUUUGUUUCAUUCUGGGCUGCCAUACGGUCUCAAAGGCAACAUAGACCUAGCAAAGCACUCUGGCAAAUUUUAAUGUGUAAAAACUGAAGUUGGCGAGCCCUAUAUUUGACCAUGUUACUUUUCACAACACCUUAAAUCGUUCUACUUGUGGGAAAACACAGCUUACAAAUAUGAGUGUUUUAUUGCAGUAAAAGCUAACAGUAUUAUGUCAAUCACAUUUGAAAUGUCCAGAACUUAGAAAAUAAGAAGUGCUUACACUUUUUUUUUUCUUAUUAAAUUGUUUCAUUGAUAAAUAUGAGGUGAAAUGAUAGCCCUAUUACUCCUGAACAAAAUGAUAUAUAAGUGUGGGUGCACUUAAUAUGACAAAGGUAAAUUAUGAACAGACCUAUAACUAAACUUCAAGGUUUGGUUUUGGUCAGACCUGGUACAACUGCCUCUGUCCUUAAGGAGUUAAAUCUGUAUUAUUACCCCCUUUACUUUUGAAGUACAAUAACUGAUCUGAUGUUGUAUUUAUCACUCUCUGUGAUUGUAAAAUCACUCCUUAGUUUAGCAUACUACUACAUACUGUAUAGAUAGGCUGUUUACAUAAAUGUGAUUUAAAAAUAUAUCAAAAGGCGAAAAAAUCCAGUGGACCUCUCUAGUAGUGUUUUGUGGAGCUUUUUACGUAUUUUUAAAAAAAAUCUAUUUUAAAUUAUUAGUCAGUCAUAUUGACGUGUUAUCACCUGUCUCACACUCCUUUCCAGGUAUUGAAGGAAGUGAUGAUGACGCUUUAGCGACUGGGGAACAAGAUGAAGAGGUGUGCCGCUGGGAGCAGGAACAGCUAAGAAAAGGAAUCAGUAUACCUCAGGCAAGUAUUUUUUUAUUUAUUUUUUUAGCAAUUAUUGCUAUAUUUGUAUUUUUGGCUUUUCAGAUUUUGAUAAUGCCUCCUUGUGUGCCACAUAUUUUUUGUAUUUGGGGGGGGGGGGAAUAUGCCAGUUACAAUUUGUAGUGCGUCUAUUUUUAUCUGAACCUUGUGGCCACUAAAUGACCAACAAAUGUGUACAUCGAGCAUUGUUUAACUAUUCUCCUUGGUACUCGGUAUUCUCUUCUUGAGUUUUGAGUUUCCGAACUCCAUUUAGGUAAAAGUAAAAAUAUUAGUGACUGCAUGUGAGUGGAUACCCAUUCCUCCCACAUACAAUGCUUGCUUUGCAUUUGGAGGAGUUUGACUUCGUAAACAGCUGGUCUGCUUGCAUCUGUUUCUGGCAGCCAAGUUAGAGAAGACAGGUGUUUUGUGGGAAAGGGGAGUCAAACCACUGUCUACAGCACACAUUACUUUCAGAAAUAUUUGUCAGUAAUUUGGAUUAUCCAUGAUAGGAUGUUAUUAUUGGUAGUUCUAACGUGAAUACAUAUUUGUGAGUUUGUUGUGAAGAAAAAACACCUAUUAGUUGGCCAUAAUGGUGAUAAUCCUAGUCCAUGCAAGCUAGAAAUUAUUUGUAAUGGUUUUGACAUUUGCAACCACAAAUAAUCAACCUCCAUGUAUACAAGUACUAUGCAUUGCUUGUAAUUAGGGGGGUGUGCUUUUUGUUUUGUUUUUUAUAUGUGUACCUGGUUCAAGCACAAAUCACAAUCUGACUUAUCCAAAUUUCGAUUUUCAGGUUCAAGUGCCCCAGCCUACAGAAGUAAAUAAUUUGUUCUACCCAAGCACGUAUCAGGGAAUACCCUAUGGCUCUUCGUAUGGCGUUCCAUAUACUUACUCUGCUUAUGGAUCUACAGAGACAAAAUCUCAUAAACCAGAUAAUUCAGUCUCUUUCAAAACUCCCAGUAAUGAGAUGACUCCUGUUUCUAUUGAUUUGGUAAAGAAACAGCUUAAAGACAGGUAGGACAGAUUAACUUUCUUUUUUGGGGGACUACCAAAGCAGACCAUCCAGCUUUCUGUUCCCCUGGCUCUUGUUAUAUGGGGUCGGGAACGUAAAGCUACUGUGUAACACCAAUGAACUCUUUGAAGAACACGGAUGGAAUCAAGAAAAUUGAGCAGUUGCCUUGGAAACUAUAAAAGCCUAGUGAAGUGAGAGUGCGUUCUUUGCCAGAAGCACAGGGCUGUGUUAGUUCGACUUUCUGGACAGUUACAAAGGCCAAUAUAUGUGAAGGAAAGAUGACUUUUGAGUGUCACUGUGAGUCACAGGUACCCAGGUGCAAACAAAAAACAAAAUGCGAUUACUGACUCUUCAACAGAGUUCACAAAAAGGUUAUCGGUGUAUGAAAAUCACCAAGCUAUUAGUUACAUGCCCCCCAUUUUUUGUUACUAGAAAUGGUGAGAUCUGGUUAAAAAUUCAAAAUGGCUUUCAGGUUUCAUGGAGUUAUAUUGUUUUUUUUUCCAAAUAAAUUCCUGUGUUUAGCUUAAUAGUAAUAUUCAGUUUCACUGCAGCAGGCGGUUUUGUAAAUUGAUACUCUUAAUUUGUAGUGAAUUGCGGAAGUGUGAAGGUUGGAAAUGUUAAUAUUGAGUGACUUAAUAGUUUGUUUUCAUGAAAACAAUCUGUGUGGGGUGUUUAGUCCUGUUUAUUGGUUAGGUAUUUCUUAAAAUAACACAGAAAUGUUACACAAGUGUAAAUCCUUCUAAAUUUCUUUUGUUUUAUGUAAAAGAUCCGCAUGACAGCUUACUCGGAUAAUGACUGUAUUAAGAUUUUCAGAUUGCUCAUAUAGAAGAAAAAAACCUGAAUGAAAAAAAAUUUAUAUUUGUGUGACACUCUGCCCUGGUGGGGACACCUUUUUCAGGAUUGCAGGUGUAUUGAUGGUUUUUCCUUUAUAGAAAACAUACUGAGGUGAGCUGUUCUUAAACCACUGCUUUUUGUUUUCUGCAAUACAUAGGCUGGAAGCAAUGAAAGAAACCCAUAAAGCAAACUGUGAACUCUAUGAAAAACACGAACAGAGCAAAGAAGAUUCCACCAAUUCUAUAAUUAGAUUGGAAGGCUGUUCGGGGGGUAAUGCUGAACGCUACAAGUUUUUGCAAGAAAUGCGAGGGUAUGUCCAAGACUUGCUUGAGUGUUUCCGUGAAAAGGUAAGAAUGCCAUGAUCUUAGUCUAUCGUGUUUCCAAAAAGAUUUACUUUUUCUUUCGUUCUUUGUUACACCGUUAUCCCCUGUUCUUUCCUCAACACUUCUACCACUGUACUUUGAAUUUCAUGAUUCGGGUGCUUGUGUUGCUUAAAUGUGUAUGUUUUCUUAUAGUCCUUUUAUUAGCUUUUUAAAAUAAAUAUAUAUAUAUAUAUAUAUAUUUUUAAUUUUUCCCUCUCUAAUUGUUUGUGCAAUGGGAGUGGGAAAGCAAUGUAAACGGGUCCUGCCCGUUUAUACUUCAGUUGUACAAGUUAAACAUUCCUGAAAUGCCAGUCUAAUCAUCUCUUCCAUUUGCUAUGAGCCCACUUUUGUUUUGUAUUUAAAAUCUUUAAUGUCUUACAUAAUAAAAUAUACUAACUAACCCUAAUGGGAACAAGAAAAUAAAAAUAGAAAAGUUUUUAACCCCUUAAGGACCAAACUUCUGGAAUAAAAGGGAAUCAUGACAUGUCACACGUCAUGUGUCCUUAAGGGGUUAAAGGACCACUAUAGUGCCAGGAAAACAUACCCGUUUUCCUGGCACUACAGUGCCCUGAGGGUGCCCUCACCCUCAGGGUCCCUCUCCCGCCGGGCUCUAGCGGGUGGAAGGGGUUAAACUUACCUCUUUCUCCAGCCUCGGCUGAAUGCGCAUGCGCGGCAGGAGCCGCACGCGCUUUCAGCCAGUCCAUAGAAAAGCAUUCUCAAUGCUUUCCUAUGGACGCUGGCGUCUUCUCAAUGUGAAAAUCACAGUGAGAAGCGCGGAAGCCCUCUAGUGGCUGUCAAUGAGACAGCCACCAGAGGCUGGAUUAACCCUCUAGCGGCUGUCAAUGAGACAGCCGCUAGAGGCUGGAUUAACCCUAUUAUAAACAUAGCAGUUUCUUUGAAACUGCUAUGUUUAUAGAAGAAAAGGUUAAUCCUAGCUGGACCUGGCACCCAGACCACUUCAUUAAGGUGAAGUGGUCUGGGUGCCUAUAGUGGUCCUUUAAUAGCCUAAUAUACUGAGUAAUUUGAGAAUAAAUCUGCGGGGAAAAGAGGGGCACAGGGUAGGCAUCAUGGAGUUCAUCAGUUCCUUAAAUAAUUAUUUAACUGCAACUACGUUACCUGAAUCUCACUGAUAAGGGUAUACACUUAAAUUCCUAAGUUGAAGGAAAUUGGUAGGUACAUUUUUAACACGUAAACGUUAAAUACAUAUUAUAUCUUUUGUUUUCACUAUUGCAAGAACAUACCUAAACGUUUCUUUUUGUUUUGUUCUUCUUUGUAGCAAACCUGUCAGUUAUAAUAUAUUAGGUAUUUUAAUUUUUUUGUGUUGUGAUCCUUAUUGUUUCAAGCAGCAGCAAGGAAGUUUGGAUAGUUGUUUACUCCUGGCCACCUAGGUGUAUUCUGAUGUUUGCCAUUAGUCUCGUGUACAACGUUGUGUUUAUUUCUGAUCACGUUAUGGAGAACUGCACAAAGGAACACUACAUAAAACUCUGGCAGGAGAAUUAAAGGCACAAUCUAAGCACCAAAACAACUUUAGCUUAAAAGGACCCCUAUAGGCACCCAGAUCACCUUCUCUUAUUGAAUGGGCAUGCAUGCAUGUCUUUUAGUGCUGAAAUAUAGAACGUUGCUGUUUUGUAGAUACAGCAAUAGUUUUAUUGCAGGGAUAAACACACCUCUAGUGUGUCUUUCUGACAGCUUCUAGAGGUUGCUUCCUCUGGUACGAUCAAGUUUGAUCUGAUUUAUGUGAUGCUUGAUGUCAAACGUUUAUUGGAUUCAAGCUUAAAUGCCUAAAUUGAAGGAAUUUGUUUGAAUAAGCGUCGCGCUCUCUUCUUGUCCAUCCCUAAUGCAUCUCUAUGAGAAGCAUUGGAUUGGACGAGAAGAGGAAGAUGAGACAGCCUGCAGGACAGUGUCACCAGAGGCGGAGCCGGCAGCUGCACGGAGUGAGUCUCAAAUAGAAAACAGGUGAGUAAAACCCCUUUUCCCCCCUUUAAAAAAAAAAAAAAAAAUUUAAAAAAAAGGUAUUAGGUGUGUUUCCUGAAUUUUAAUAGGGAGCAGAACUCCUUAUAAAAGUAUUUGUUUAUAUGUCUGCAAUCAUUCUCUAUGAAACACAUUUGACUGGACAGAAGUCUUCAACCUUGAUGACAUCACAGUCGGAGGUUUAAUUGAUUUAGAAGGUGUUUAAAAAAAAAUUAAAAAUAGUCCUGUAAAAUUAAUGUGUUAAGGAUCACAGGGAUUAAAUAAAAAGAAAUCAUAGUCUAUAAAAAUUUUUUAUUAGACUGUUCUUUUAAGCUGAAAAUUCUAUCUAGAAUACUUUCCACAUAAACUCUGCAUUUGCUUUAUUAAUAAAUAGGCCCCAAAUAAUGGGUUCAGUUAAACAUUUAAAAAUGUGUUGAUGUACCUAAAUACACUAAUGCUCAUGAAAGAUAUCCAUACAAGUUUUACAGAUGGACCAGUUGCAGGCAAGAAUUACUACCCCUUUUUAUGUUGGUUUUUUUUUGUUUUGGUUUUUUUGCAGCUUGGAUUAUUCCAAGUUAAUGUAUAACAGUGCUCAUGUAGCUUUUAUUCUCAGGAUUUCUUCAUGUUGCAUUGGAAUGACCUGUCCCAUGCUCACACGCACACGUCUGAGGUAUUAUGAGUUUUGUUGUAUUUUUUCAGGUGCCUCUGAUUAAUGAACUGGAGUCUGCAAUGCAACAGCUGUACAAACAGCGAGCAGCCCGCCUUGUCCAAAGACGACAAGAUGAUAUUAAAGAUGAAUCUUCGGAGUUUUCGAUGCAUUCAAGUCAGUCCAUCUUGAAGGUUUUUAUUAUUCAUUAAACACCCUUGUUUGCUAAAAGGCACCUGGCAUACAUUAUCCUUAAUAUUUCUGUGCAAAUACUGAAACAAUGUAGAUUUAUAUUUUUCUGCAAACUCCUACAAUGCUCCUUAUGAGGACUCACUACUCAUUAAGUAAACUGUACAAAAUAUGAACAGUGAAAAAAUGUACUGUGACCUUAUUUACCUAAUUUUCUUUUUGUACAGUAACUAUUUACAAAUGCACAGUAUUUAUAACUAUGCCAGUUUGCAUACAAUUCUGUUUCUAACACUUUUCUGUUUGUCAUUAUUUUUCUAUUCAAAUAAUUUGCACGUUGCUGCAAUGUAAAACAGUUAUGAAAUAUGUGUUUGAUUUUUAUCUAAAGCUUGAAUUUUAACAAAACAAGUAUUUAUUUUUUUAAGGUAUCACAUUUGUUUCCCUUGUCUGUUUAUGGUUAAAGGGACACUGUAGUCACCGAAACAAGUUUAGCUUAAUGAAGUUGUUUAAGUGUAUAGAUCAUGCCCCUGCAGUCUCACUGCUCGAUUCUCUGACAAUAAGAAGUUGAAUCACUUUGUUUCUGUUUAUGCAGCCAUAGCCACACACCCCUGGCUGUGACUGACACAGCCUGCAUGAAAAAAAAAGAUUUCAUUUUCAAUCAACUUUAAAAGUUUGUAUCUUCUGCUCUGUAAAUUAAACUCUAAUUACUUACAGUAAACUCCUGUAGAGUCUAGCAAGCUAUUAACAGAGCAGGAGAUAAGAAAUUAUACAUUAAACAGUAUUUGCAAUAAAGGAAGUAUAAACAUUAGAUGACUCUUUACAGGAAGUGUUUAGGAAGGCUGUGUAAGUCACAUGCAGUGAGGAGUACAUAGGGCUGCAUAAACAGUGAUUUCACUCCUAAUUGGCAGAAAAUUUGGCAAUGAGACUGCAGAGGCAUACUCUAUACACAACAACUUCUUAAUUAAGCUAAAGUUAUUUUGUGACUAUACUGUCCCUUCAAUCAAAUCACGCAUGCAGGUGGCAGUACCAUAAUAAUUUGUCAUAUUGAUGGCAUUUAUAGUUUCAUAACUUUUUUUGCAAGGCACCCACAGUUUCCAUAUCAAAAGACAUUAGAUAAAACAACUCACAGCCCAGCUCAGGGCACAAAUUGGGUGUGUAAUGUGUCAGCACUCUGAUAGUUUACAGAUGUACACAUAUUUUUGCAUGGAAUAAGUGGGACUUAUUUUUGUGCAUCUCUUUAUAAAUAAUAUGUUGUAUUUUUCUUUUAAAACAUGGAAAGAUGAGCUUCACACAAUUCCUUGCCACUUUUAAGAACCAGCUUUGUAAGCAUCCUUUUGUAACGCCCACUUGUUUACACGUAGAACCACCAAAGUGAACAAAACUGGUCAUACCAUGCUGAUAUAAGAGCCUUGGAAACUAGUUUGUGGUGAUUGUGAAGUGUAACGUUUGUUCUUUAACAUGUUGAGGUUCUAACGUGUUGAUUUGAUAGUAAAUGGUUGUAUUUAGAUGUUUGAUCUUUCAUCUGCAGUUAAAGGUAUUUGUUGGCCUAUUUUCUUAAUGUUUAUAUUUUUCCAUUUGUGCUGUACUUGCAAACAGUUGUUAAGCUCUAAAAUAGCUGCUUAAUCCCCUGAAAGGUGUGCGCUCUUUUGCUUUGUACAUGUUUCAGUUCUCUUGGUACAUGCCUUGAAUCCACACAACAGCUUUUUGAAUUUUUUUGUCUGGAAUACUUAGUUUUAACUUACUCCAUUACAUAAUUGCAAAAAAUAACCCCAAAAAUGUAAUGCUACAUGUGGUUAUAUACAUUAGUAUAGUUAGUAUAUUUAACACAAACGUUUACACUACUUAUUGAUAAAUUGAAGCUGGUUAUUGUAAUAGAUAAUCUAGUGUGGUUAUUCACCAUCAUUUUAAUUUUCACAAAUUAAAUCCAAAUCGCAAACUUUUAGUGAAUAAACCCAGUAAGUGUUCUAUUAUAGUUAUGGGGCAAGUCCACCGUUAAAUACACAACUCGAGAGAGGUUUUCUGAAACCUAAAAUGUACACGUGGAGUCCAUCUCUCAACUUGGCUAGUGAUUAUCAAAAACUGGACGUUGCCUUACUUUUACUGACCAACAUUUUUAAGUCUUGUUUUUCGAGUGAAACCUACAAAAGGGGAAGUUUAACAACUCUCAGAAUUAUGGGUAAUGUAACCAGAGGCAGCAGCAGUCCAGCUCACUUGAUUCCCUUGUCAUGCACAUUUUAAAUACAAAAUUUCCUGUUAAUAGCUUAUUAUGUAAUCUGCAAUGGUUACUUCUGUGUCUACAUUUCAAUGUUUGGGUUCAGCAGGAAAAGUUACCCUUUGCCCACUUGAAUCUGCAGUAUCGUUUAAACUAAAGCUGCGUUAACAAGCUUUGGUGGUUUGUGUUGACGGUGACCAUUUCAUUGAGAUUACUGUGACAUCUGUUGUGUAGUGUUUGUGAAUAGAUAUUGCAUGGAAAUUGAAAUUUCAGGAGAAGGCCCAGUCAACAGUCAGGAAGUCUGUAAAUGUAUCUUUUGUAAAGUUGCUAGACCAGUGGUUCCCAAACAUUUUAGGUUCAAGGCACCCUUAAUUUUUCAAUGUUUUUUUUUUCAAGGCGCCCCAAGUCAAAAAAAAUUCUAGGUUGUAUAUAUUUACAGCGCUGCAGUAUAUACUGGGCCCCUAAUCCUGGGAGUGGCACUGGUAGAUUAUUUAAAGAAACAAUCCAGGCACAAUAACCACUACAUUACGUAGUAGUGGUUAUGGUGCCAGUAGUGCCUACCCAGGGUAAGUAGACAAACUGUUUAAGAACAGUUUGACAACUUAACUGGGGUCUGCUGGGAUGGGGUGGGUGGGGGGUUGUUAUGCGUGUGUGUGUACAGGGGUGCAUUGUGUUUGUGAAGGAUGUAAUGUGUGUAUGUGGGGCAAUUUGUGCAUGAGGGGUACUGUGUGUGUAUGGGUGGGAGGGUGGGCAGUGUGUGUGUAUGGGGGAGCUAUUGUGUGGGGUCUGUGGGUGUAGGAGGGAAGAUUAAUAAAUAUGUACUUUUUUUUCAAAUUAAAAAUAAAAAUGAUACCCCCUCCCUCCUUACCUGCUUGCAUAGGAGGGGAGACAUUUCCUUUAAUCUCUUGUGGUCCAAGUGGUGACAGUGAAUUCUAGUAGCCCUAGGAGCUGCUAGAGUUCACUCUCGCGAGAUUUGGAGCAUUGCCGUGGUAACCGCGGCAACGCUCCGAACGCGCGAUAGGAGAACCCGGCGGAGAUGCAGGUUAGGGCUUCCCCGGGUCCUUUCUCCCUCCCCUGCCGGCUUUCAGCAAAGUGCUAGUGGGCCGGAGAGGGAGAUCCCUGAUCUCCCCUCCGGUCCUCCAGAGCCGGCGGGGCAGAGCGCAGUUCCCGGCGCUAUCAUCAUAGCACCAGGAAAAUAACUUGUGGCAUACAGUUUGGGAACCGCUGUGCUAGACCUUGAAUUUUUUACAGUAGUGGCAUACUGAUAAAUGUAUUGAGAAGGCAGUAUAACAGUAAAAUGUUUGUACAAACGUGUAUUCGUAUGUAAGGCUGCAUUUGAAAGUGAAAUGUUUUUAAAUGGAAACUCUUUUUACUUCUCCCUUUGCGAUCAGGUUAUUUGGUAACUAAUGUCACUGCGUUAGAGCAAUACGUAGCUCUAAGGUGAUUCGUGAAAUCCAUUUAAAGAUAUCCAUGUAUCUCAACACUCAAGGAGUGAUAACAAAGAUACAAUUUGAAGUGUUACUUUGUUUUCAGUGUUUCAGUAAUAUACAGAUAAAUUUACACUGCAAGUGAUGUGAUGCAAAGAAGUGAUUCAUUUGUGUUCGAAUAGCCCCUUAGCUUAUCAUGCUAUAAUGUGUGGGGAAAUCUGUCUGAGAAUCGGGUUUCACAUCUUUCUAUAUAAUUUGAGCUGAUUCUUAUUUUUCUUUGUAUAGCUUGUAAAUGUUGCAUAUUCAUAAUUCUGUGUCCAUUGAAAGAAGUUCUACUCUGUCAAGAAUAUAUAAAGUAUUUGCAUGAACUAUGUGUAUGAAUAUCUGAACUGCUGGUAAAGUCAUGGAACUUCCUAAGUAUCUAUCAUCGUUAAGUCCUGCAAAUACUUAACGAUUAGGAUAUUAACUGCUGUAAUAUUGGGUUACUGGACCCAGAUUUGGAUGAUUGCUUAGAUUGCCGCUGGUCCAUACCGACUAACUAUUAACUGUAUAAUGCUCUAUUUUUUCACAAUUUGGGAAAUCCAAUAUUCAUGUUGCAAUUUAUUUUACCCUUUAAGUGCUGUAGGGGUGUUUGGCACUGUAAGGUUAUGACCUCUUACUCUGAUCAUGAAGUAUCAGGAAAGGUUAUACUGUGUGCUUACUGUACUGCUUUGACAUUUGCAUUUGUUUUUAUGUUGCUUCAGAUAAAGCUGUGAUGGCACCAAAUCUGGACAGCUUUGGCCGAGAUAGAGCAUCCUAUCAAGAACAUGCCAAGCAGCGUAGGAUAGCAGAGAGAGAAGCCAGACGGUAAGUGUUUGUUAUAUACAUUAAGUGUGGUAUUUUUCUUUUGAUAAACUGCUACCAUGACAGUAUAGCACAAUUUAGUUUUAGACUUGGCCUUUUCAGUCUUGGUGAGGUAGCUGAAACAGAGCAGCAGGAUUUUCCCUCAACACUUCCUCCACUAACCUUAGAGUUUCUGAAUUUUGUCAGCCUAGUAUUGAUAUGCUUCUCUGGCAGGUUAAUGGUGAGAAUAUUUAUUAAGCAUGAAGAUUUUGUGGGCUGAUUUACACAGAGCUGUGACUGAUGUGGCUAACAUCAACCAAUCACAGAACAGCAGGAUAUGGAAUUGGCUACAGCAAAUCAAAUGAAUGGUCUUUAGAUGGCACAUGGAAGCACACAGCUCAUUGCUGACCGCUGCUUUUACCAUUAGAUCAGAAAGGUGCAGCCAAUAAUAGACUGGCAUCAUGCAGACACUCUAUUAAAACAAGUGCUUGCUCUACUUUAGUCACUUCGUAAAUACUGAGCACAAUGGAAAACUGAUGGAGGCAUAAUUUAUAGUGUUUGUUUUAAUCAGUAGAAAAAAAUGACCAUAAAUUCUUUUAACCCCUUCACGACGUUUGUACAAUUCAUGCUAUCGUAUACAGAGUACGCUUUAAUGCAGUUAGGACGAUAUGGAUUACCCUGCAGUUCACACCAGGAUCACAGGUUUCCAUCAAUAGCUGGUGCUCUCUUCUGUCAGCUGGUGCCAUUUUUAGUGGCCCAGGACUGACAGAUCAUAUGCAUGCAGAACUUAUAAUCCUCUCCUUAAAUAGUCAUUUAAAUGCCUAUCAAUAGAUCGCUGUGUGAACAGGGUUAUACACCAGGAAACAAAGGUAUCAAUAGAUACCUGGAGUUCCUCUUUGUCAGUUGGGGCCAUUUGAAUAUCAAUCUAUUUUGCGUUCUUUUUAUUUAGUUGCAUUUUAUGUAUAAAAAUUAUUGUAACAAAUGUUUUUCAUAUUGUUAGCAUUUUAUUUAAUGUUGUGUUAGGUAUACAUAUGGGAUAUCAAAUGAACGGCCUUUCUGUCCUUUAAAAACAAUAUGUUUGGUGGUAUUUAAAGAGAUAAUAGAAAAACCAUAGAACAAAUUCUAGUUGUUUUUGGACAAUUACAUCCAUCCUUAAGAUGUUAAAUUACAAAACUGUUUGGUUCCUAUAUUCAAAAAGGGUUCAAAACCCUUGCCUGGAAAUUAUAGACCUGUGAGCUUAACUUCGAUAGCAUUCAAGAAUUCCUUGAGAAGAACCUGGUUAUCAGCAUGGUUUUAUGAAGCACAGGUCAUGUCAAACUAACUUGAUUGCAUUCUAUGAAGAAGUAAGUAGAAGUAUAGAUCAGGAUGUUGCAGUGGAUGUGAUCUAUUUGGAUUUUGCCAAGUCGUUUGAUAAAGUUACACACAAUAAGUUAGUGUUCAAACUCAAAGAAAUCGGUCUAGAUGAAAAUGCUUGUUCUUGGGUAGAACAUUGGCUUAAAAAUAGAGUACAAAGAGUUGUCAUUUAUGGCAAAUUUUCAAGCUAGACAGAGGUGGCAAGUGGUGUCCCUCAGGGUUCUGUUCUGGGACCACUUCUAUUUAACAUGUUUAUAAAUAAGCUUGAAAAAAAGCAUUGAAAGUAAUGUUUCAGUGUUUGCAGAUGACACAAAGCUCUGUAAAGUAAUACAAUUUGAGCAGGAUAUGACUUUGCUGCAGAGGAAUUUAGAUAGAUUGGGGGACUAGGCACUCAAAUGGCAGAUGAAAUUAAAUGUAGACAAAUACAAAGUUACGCAUUUAAGAAUGCACAACCAACUUAAACCCUUAAUGGAAGCUAACUAGGGAAAACACACAAGAAGGAUUUAGGAAUUGUUAUAAACAACAAACUCUACAACAAUGUGCAGUGGUUAAGCCCAGAAAGGUAUUGUCAUGCAUGGAAAAAGGGCAUUCAUUCUCGAGAUAAGAAUAUCAUUUUGCCUCUUUAUAAAUCACUGGUAAGACUACAUCUUGAAUAUGCUGUGCAAUUUUGGGCACCUGUUCUAAAGAAAGAUAUUAUGACACUGGAAAGAGUGCAGAGGCGGGCAACAAAAUUAAUAAAAGGAAUGGAACAUUUUAGCUAUGAAGAAAGGUUAACAAAGUUAAACCUCUUUAGUUUAGAAAAACAUCGCCUGAGAGGGGAUAUGAAAACAUUAUACCAAUAUAUUUGUGACCAAUACAAACCAUUGUGUGGAAAUCUAUGCACAAACAAGACUUUACAUAGGACAUGAGGUCAUGCAUUUUUACUUGAAGAAAGGAGAUUUAGUGUAAGGCAAAGGAAAGGUUUGUUUUUUUUACUAUAAGAACAAUAAGGGGCGGGGCUAGCACGCAGACCGAGACAGACGCCAUUUGCUGGAGCUCCUCCAAACAAACCUGAAAUCUGCCCGAUAUCAUCGGAACAUGAGCCCAUCCAGCCUCAAAAAGCACAAAAUCGGACUCUGCUGCCCGAGCUGAAAGCGUAGAUGCCCUUCUUACAGCUGCAAAAGCGGCGACGGAAGACUGAGGCCUAUCACCCUCUCCAGAUCCCCAGCCUCGCGUCACUCUUCGGAGAUUUCGCGGAGCGGCCGAGGGCGACCCCAUCACAUACAUCGCCCAACACACUCACUAUGGGCCGUAAAUCACAGAGACCCGCCACAGGGUUGGAUACCAGGGACAUUGGGGCGAUGCUCCAGAAGCCCAAACAAACUCAGUCCGGAGACCAACCGGAAACAGAACCAGAACCAGACCGCCACGAGAUCGAGGUACCACAACACCCCCUGGCGGUAAGAACCGCACAAGCGGACCCUAUGGAUGAAUCAGCCCCAACAACUAGGGGAGAUCUGAAGGUCCUAUUAGCUGAUAUCCACAAGCUCCUGGCUGCAGAUUUAGCUGUAUUUACAACACAGCUACAGGCCGUAACAGAGAGAGUCAAUGCCACAGAGGGGGUUAUAGCAGACACACAAUCUGCCAUGCAAACCAUGCAGGACUCUAUCCACCAAUUACAAGCGCACCAGACUACCCUGAACGCAAAACUCAUAAUCCUAGAGGAUAGACAACGCCGCACAAACAUCAAAAUAAGGGGUAUCCCUACGGCAAUAUUCGCGGAGGAACUUCCCCAUUACACCGACGCCUCUUGACAUCUAUAUUACCUCCCACGCUAGCCCGCAAAAUCACAGUGGACAGUCUAUAUCGCAUCCCUAAUACAACCAACACUAAUACCAACCUGAACCGGGAUGUCAUCCUGCGCUUCCACUCAGUACAAGACAAAAUACAUGUCAUGACAGCUGUGAAGGGCAAAACCCCUCUUUCAUUUGAAAAUGACACCUUGAACUUCUUCCAAGACCUUACUAAGUCAACGCUGCUAUGGAGGAAAACCUACGCACCGGUAACUUCCCAACUACACACGGCAGGACUGCCAUACAGAUGGGGAACCGACAACUCUUUAACGGUCACCACAGAAGGAACUAUGCAUGUCCUCCGCACCAUGGCCGACGCAACCUCUUUUCUGGGAAAAUUAGGACUACCCAUCCCAGCCGAUAACCGUGCGCUUCCUGAGAGUGCCAGAGACCCGGCCACCAUCAACUGUAGGAUAAUAGCUGCUUGAUCCAAGGAUAAAUCUGACUGCCAUUCUGGGUCAGGAGGGAACUUUUUUCUUGUUUGUUGCAAAAUUGGUGCUUAUAACAGGUUUGUUUGUUUUUUGCCUUCCUUUGGAUCAACGGCAAAAAACUAAUGUGAGAAAGGCUGAACUUGGUGGACACGUCUCUUUUUAACCAAUGUAACUAUGUAACUUGUGCAUAUGAAUAAGUAACUGGAUAAUCACUUGUGUUACAGAGCACGUCGACGGCAAGCCAGGGAGGUAACUGGUAAGAUGGCAGAGCAUCUUGAAGGCCUUUCUAGUGAUGAUGAAGAAACAUCAACUGAUAUUACCAACUUUAACAUGGAGAAAGGUUGGGCUUUGUACUACAACUCUUUUGUUUGAUGUUUUUUGCCAAUUACUGCAUAGAUAGUGAAAUUCUGGACCUGCAACUGUAAGCUGAUUACAACUCCUAUAACCUUUGGCAGCAACAAUCAGUAAUUGUGUCUGUAAGGUGUAAACUGCUAACAGAUUUGGGUUUAGUAUUUGACUACUUCUAAACUACAGCUCAUGUAGGGUAUUGCUGCUUACUCUUUUUAAGUAAUCAGUAGCCAACAUAGUUUGUCUUGUAAUGACGAUACGAGACCUACACAUCGGAAUGUUGAAUGUCUGUGAAUAUGGAUACAAUUUUAGUACAUGGUGUUUCAUGUCAAGAGAAAGGCAGGAGAGGGUGGAGUGGAGCUAAAUCUGCCUCAUCUAUACUGUAAACUGCGCCCUUACUAAGUGACCUUUCUGAUGGUUAUUUAAGCAAUUUGUGUCUGUUUCUAUGGUCUGUUUAACCCCUUAAGGACCGCGGACGUACUAGGUAGUCCAACAAAAAAAUAAACGGUCCUUAAGGCAUGUCCUUAAUACGUACUCAAUCACCGCCGUUCCCCCGCGGGCCAUGUGAUCACGCUAAAAGAGCAAUCACAUGGCCGCAAUAGGCGUCCGUAGUGCUUCCUGCUGCUGGAAAAAAAAAUUCAUAAAUUAAAAAAUAUAAAUAUAUAAAUGUCAUACUAAGUGUAUUUUUCUAUUAAUAUAUACAUAUAUUAAUCUAAAAAUAAACUUACAAUUAAAUUACACACGUGUGUGUGUGUGUGUGUGUGUGUAUAUAUAUAUAUAUAUAUAUAUAUAUAACUAUAUAUUGUGUGUGUGUAUAUAUAUAUAUUUUUUUUAUAUAUAUAUACAGUAUAGUAUAAAAUAUAAAUUAGAGGUUAAUACAAUUUUUUUAAAAGAAUGUAAAAAAAUUAUAAUAUUUUAACUGUUUUUUGAUAUUAAUAUAUUUAUAUCAAAAUACACUUAGAAUGAAAAUAUAUAUAUCUAUGUAUAUAUAAAUAAAAAUGAUAUAUAUAUCCAUAUACAUAAUUACAUAAAUGUCAUAAAUAUUCACGUAAUUUCCAAUAUAUAAAUGUGUGUGUGUGUGUGUGUGUGUAUGUAUAAUAUAUAAUAUUUAAAUUCUACGUGCAUAUUUAUGUAAUAUUUUUACAUAAAUAAGUAAUUUUAUCGAUUGCAAUUUGAGGGAACUAAACAGAUUAGUGCAAUUGUAAUUAUUUAGAAAUAUGUAAAAUACAAUGAAUGCUUAAGUUUAAAAUGGUGUAAGCAUGUUAUCUUUUUUCCCAGUUUCUCAUUUCUAAAAUUGUAUUUUAAAAUUCUGAUCUUAUGUUUUUUAAUUAUUCUUAUUUAGAUCGUAUUUUGAAAGAGUCGAGUAAAGUGUUUGAAGAUACUUUAGAAAAUUUUCAUUCUAUCGACUGCAUCAAAUCUCAGUUUGAAACCUGGCGAACAGAUUAUUAUGGCACUUAUAAAGAUGCUUAUAUUGGUCUAUGUUUGCCAAAACUUUUAAAUCCUCUAAUACGACUUGAAAUGAUAACGUGGAAUCCACUAGAGGUAAGUUGCUGUUAAUAUGCUGCUCAAUGUGUGCAGAUAGUGUACCUUACUGAUGCCACAAGCAUAUACCUCUUGUUUGUUAUGUCUCCUUUUAGGGUAGAGGCUUUGGGGUUUGCCAUCAUUUAUUUUGCAACGUGCUCUAAAUUUCAUACAUUGUCCUAAUGUCAGAUAUCUGAGAAGUUAAAGAAAAUGUAGUGUACUAUAUUGUGAACUGUAGAUCCCAUGUUAGAAUGCUGGAGGUUUAUGUACAUGUUGCAUAUUGGAUGCUCACCCAGUGCUACUAAAACUGCACCAUACGUUUAUUUUACUUCUUACAGCUUGUGCUGAGACCUGACAUUCAGAUAGUGUUCUGCAAUGUAAUUAUGCUGGGAUAUUAAUUACAAGAUCACUUGCUAUUCAGAGCUGUUGGGCUGGCUGAGCAUCAUGGGAGAUCCAGUUUUACACGUUUAAUUUGCUCUGUUUGUCUAUUACAGUUCUUUAUUUUGAUGUAUUGUCGCAUUUACUUGCUGGUAUUUCUAUUUAAUUUUUUUUUUAUUUUUUUUUAACGAUUGCUUUAACACUACAUUAAAAAAAAAAAAUGUUUAUAAAGCUUUAUUACUAAACAGAACAAUUCUACUUUUAGGCAAAAUGUUGUGAAUUUGAAAGCAUGGACUGGUUUGAGUCGUUACUUUUUUAUGGCUGUGAAGAAAAGGAAUAUGACAAAGAAGAUGCCGAUGUUGCAAUAAUACCUUCCAUAGUUGAAAAAAUUAUUCUUCCAAAACUUGCAGGUAGAUAAGAUUUGUUUUGACACUACUGCAAUCACUUUGUUAUUCUGAAUGUGUUUGCAGUGGUCAGAUUCACUGGUUCUCACACUUUAAUGUAUUAGUCUAUGGAAUUGCUUAAAUAUUUUAAAUUUUUAAAUAAAAAUUUUUUUUUAAAGGAACGUGUUUUCCUUAAAAUACAAAUACAGUAGUUUGUUCUCAUUUUCCAAUACAUGGUAGUUAGUGAGGUCCCUAACGGUUCGCCACGGACUCAUCAUGGUGGAAGGGUCUGGGAGGGAGGGUCUGCUGCUGAUUGGCUGGAAUGUGUCUGCUGACUGUGAGGUACAGGGUCAAAGUUUACUCAAUGAUGAGUCUGCGGCGAACCGUUCGGGACAUCACUAAUGGUAGUAUGUGUUAAUCCAAUUUAGGAUCCAUUUUUUCUGCUGACAUGAAGCACCAUACUGUGUGUUAAAUUUAAGGCGUUUUUUUUUUUUACAUACUUUAGUUAUUUAUAUUAGUGCAUGUUUAUUGGAAACCAUCUUCCAUAUCAGUAUUCAAAUGGGGCUGUCACUUCUGAGAUUUUCAUAAAUAUUGUCGAACAUAUUGACUGUAUCAAACAAGAAUUACGGAUCAUUGAUAAAUAUUCAGAAUCAUAACUUGGUAUCAAUGCCAGAAGCCACUUAUCACGGACAUUCACUGUACAGGAAUUUCAGUGGCAUUCCAUCAGAAACAAAGUACGGCUGUGCAUGCCAGUUUUCUGAAAAACUAAGCAAAAAGGAUAAUUUUUAACAUAUUCAAACAGCUGCCUAUGGCAUCUCCUUGUGGAUGCAGUAGAUAAUUUGUGUAGGAUCCUGUGCAAUGGUCCAUAGAUCCCCAGGAAUAUACAAAUCACAGAGCUUCGGGGGGAGCUACAUUAUCAGUAACUUAACUGUCAAGUGACAACGCACAAAGGGUGAGGGAGGGAAAUAUAAAUAUAUCUCUAAUUCUCUCCACCUGUCCACCACCAUGCAAGUAGACAUGGAUAUCUAUGUACAACAUGAUUACGUGGUGUUGGGUACUCAUAUUUAACCCUUUUUUUUUUUUUUUAAAGCUAUUGCUGAAAACGUGUGGGACCCUUUUUCAACAACACAAACAAACAGAUUUACUGCUUUGUUUCAGAAGCUAGUGAAUGGAUAUCCUACAGUUGUAAAUUCAGAAAACAAAAACACAGAGGUAAGAAUUCCUUGGUUUUAUGUUGCUGUCAGGGUAUUGGUUAUCUGGUGCUAGUACUUGCUUACUGUAUCUGAAGGGACAGUUGUGAACUAAACAUAUUAAAGCAUGGUUAUUCCCAUUCUACUUGACUACUGCUCUGCCAUCAUAAGUCAUUUCUGACCGAUUUAAAAACAAAUGUAUUUGUUGAGGGAUAGUUGUCGAUUUCAAAAUAUAACCUUCAUCUCCCAUCUGGUUUGUAAUGGUUAUGGUCCCAAAGUGCUGUAGCUGUGUGCCUGUUUGCAUUCCUACUGCUCUAGGGCUACAGUGUUAAAGGUAUUCUUUGCAGAUGUGCUGACUACAUAAGUGGUUACAGUAAAAAGUGGGGAGUAUUGAGUGGUGGAAGAAAAUAAAAGUUAAGUUGGAUAUAUAUUUUCUGCAAAUUUAUCACUUAACUGUAGUUAACACCUCCCUAUUUUUUGUAUGUAUAAUAUUAAUUGUGCAGUGGACUUGUGCAAUUAGUUUUGUCCAAAUCCUUUCGAUCCACACUAAACAAAUCUAUUCAAGAUAAAUACGUUUGUUUUUUCUAGACUAAUGGAUUAGUACUGGUGUGAACUAAAAGGCAUUUUUGUUUAGACAUAUCAAUUUGUUUUAACAAGACUCUGUUUCAAAAGCUUUCUUGCCAGUAUUUGCAUUCAUUUUUUGGUCAACCCUCCCACUUUGCUGAUUGUUUUUAAUAGCUUUAUUUUUUGCUGAAUUUUAGGCACUCCUUAAGGCACUGCUCUUCAGAAUGCGAAGGACAUUGGAUGAUGAUGUCUUCAUGCCGUUAUAUCCCAAAAAGUAAGUUUGUAACUUAAAUCUAUUUCAGUUACUGUAGCUGAUAUUGAAGUCAUUUUUAUUAUACUGUGUUGAGUGCACCUAAUGUGUUUUUGUAUAGUUCUAUUAUUUGUGUUGUAGUUGAGGUGUAUUAUGUUAUGUGUGUGAUUCAUUUUAUCCAUGUUGCCUCUGCCUUUCUUGCUUACUACUGAGAAAUUUGCUCUUACUAUAGAGCAGGGUUUCCCAAUUAAUAUUUCCCGUGGAAACCUUUGAUAUAGUGUAUCAACAUCGUGGAACCUCCCUCCCCGAAAUGUUUUUUUUUUAAAUUGCGCCUUUUUUUAUAAAUAAAUGUACCGGUGUGUGUGUAUAUCUGUGCCAGUUGUAUAUCUGAAACACAGAUACACACACUGCGUGUGUAUCUCUGUGUCAAGGUGUGUGUGUUUGUAUGUGCCAGUGUGUAUGAAUCUGACACACAGAUACAUGCACUGGCAGAUAGUGGAACACAGAUGCACACACUGACACAGAUACACACACCUUGACACACAGUGUGUAUCUGUGUGUGUGUGUAUGCAUGUAUGUGUGUGUCAAGGGGAGUGCAUCUGUUUCAAAGUCUGUGUAUCUGUGUUUGUAUGUGUCUGUGUAUCAAGGUGUGUGUAUCUGUGUUUGUAUGUGCCAUAAUGUAUGAAUCUGACACACAGAUACACGCACUGGUAGAUAGUGGCACACAGAUACUCACACCUUAACACACUGUGUGUAUCUGUGUGUCAAGGUGUGUGUAUCUGUGUUUGUAUGUGCCAGUGUGUAUGUAUCUGACACACAGAUACACACACUGGCGCAUACAAACACAGAUAUAUACACCUUGACACACAAAGGCACAUGCAAACACAGAUACGUAUCUGUGUGUCAAGGUGUGUGUAUCUGUGUGUCAAGGUGUGUGUAUCUGUGUUUGCAUGUGCCUUUGUGUGUCAAGGUGUAUAUAUCUGUGUUUGUAUGCGCCAGUGUGUGUAUCUGUGUGUCAGAUACAUACACACUGGCACAGAUACACACACUGGCAGAUAGUGGCACACAGAUACACACAACGUAACACACUGUAUCUGUGUUUGCAUGUGCCGGUGUGUGUCAAGGUGUGUAUAUCUGUGUCAGUGUGUAUAUAUAUAUAUAUCUGACACACAGAUAUAAACACACACAGAUACACACACCUUGACUCGCAAAUACAUACACACGCACACACUCAGAUACACACAGUGACAUUCACACACUUGCACCCUCAGAAACACACACAUAGGCACAUACAAACACACUGAUACUGGCACAUACACACACACACACACACACAUACCCAUGCACACAAUGACACAUACACAAACCUUGACACAGAUACACACACACUGACACAAACAUACACUCUCACUGACAAACACACAUUCUUUUACAUACAAACACAUAGACACUCUCAUUGACAAGAAGAGAUACAUUCUCACUGCCAAACACAUACUCACUGACAAGCACACAUUCACUCUCACUGACAAACACAAACUCCCUAACAGACGCACAUACAAUUUUUUAUUUAUUUUUUUUACACAUUUUACUCCACCCAGCCCCCCACCUUUAGGAGUGCUGGCAUGGAGUCCCUGUGGUCCAGUGGGGGUGGCUGCAGCUUGGCGGGCGGCGAGGGACAGACAGGUGAGCGGUGGAGGCGGCGCCGAGGAAGCUCUGAUCUCUCUGCUCAGCUCCCUCACGCGCCUCCUAGUGAUGCCGGAGCCGGAGUGACGCCAUAUUCUGGCUCCGGCAUCACUGCUGUGCGCGCGAGGAUGCUGAGCAGGGAGAUCAGAGCUCAUGGCUGCCCGCGGCCAUUUUUCUCCACAUUUUCCCGCGGAACACCAAUUGGGAAACGCUGCUAUAGAGUAACCAUAAAGAUGUUGUGUAUGUACACAAUACCCAUUGUACCUUAAGUACUUUUUGGGAAAAUAGUUGUGUAAUUCCGAUUUGCAAGAAACAAAAAGAAAUUCAACAAAGAAAACUAGUUUGUGUACUGAACAGACUAUGCUAUGUGUAGUAAGAAAUCAUCCUGGUGAUGCAACUAAAUAGCUAUUAUGGUCUUUCUAUGAAAAAGAAACGUUUUGAAGCUGUCAUGUAUGUAUAUGUUUUUGUGUGUGUAUAUAGUUCUUUUCAGAGAAUAAAACACUGGCAAUUCCUAUGUAACCCAUGGUGACUAAUGUAAAAUAUAGUCUUAUAAAAAUUAAUAUGUAAUUUGAAAAGAAAAUGGGACAUUCACCAUCCUAGUGUGGUCAGCAGUUAGUCAUUAUAUCUAAUAAGUGGAACUGAUGCUGGAGGCUUAACAAUAUGAGCGGAAGCUUAUAGGAUAAAAUUGGAAUCCACAGACCUGCAAUUAUUAUUAUCCAUUAAUUGUAUAAUGCACUACAAAAUAGGGGUUAUUGUAGAUGGUUUUUUUUGUUUUCCUUGAAAAUCAUGCAAUCAAAACAUCCACUAUUUACUUGAACAGAUUGAAGCUAAUUGUAUUUGCUAAUUGUUAAUAAAUUCCUUGUCUUUUUAUUUUUAGUGUUAUCGAAAACAAGAAUUCUGGACCCUGUGUAUUUUUUCAGCGCCAGUUUUGGUCUUCUGUGAAGGUAAUAAAAAUACGGACUCCUGAUAAUACUAUGUAAUCUAUGCUUUACCUAUAAGAACAGGAGAACCAGGGCUAACACUAGUGUAUCCAGCUUACGGCUGUGCCCAGACAUGUCUCAAAUACUUCAUAGACUAUUAAUGGCUAACUGGUACUGCAGAUUUAUGAACUACAUUGGUGCAGUGCCAGCCUUUAGGGAAAUUAAAGGGAUACUAUAGUGCCAUGAAUAGAAAGCUGUAUUCCUGGCACUAUUGCUCCCCACUCCAUCACGCGCCCCUCCCCGCUAAAUAAAAGGUAGUAAACCUUUUAUUUACUUGCCUUAUCCCAGUGACUAUGUCCCUCGGUGCUGGGUUAAAGCUCCUCCCCUUUGAUUAGCGUGCAUUAGACCUCCCCGUAGGAAAGCACUGAACCAAUGCUUUCCUAUGGGAAAAGUCUGACGCCUGAUGUCCUCAUGCAGAGCGUGAGGACGUCCAGCGUCUGAUACCGGACUUAGUGCUACAAUGUAAACAUUGCUGUUUCUCUGGAACUGCAGCACUAAGUGCAAAAGGGACAGUGCACCCAGUCCUCUUCAAUUAGCUGAAGUAGUGUGGGUGCCUAUAGUGUCCUUUUAAGAAAUAUCUUCAUGGUUAACUGUCACUGUCCAAGCACAUAAUCAGUGAUUGGACUCUGAAAUUUCACCUUGAUAAAAAGUUUAAGCUAGCAAACAGUAACAUGGGCUGAUUUCCUUAAUUAUAGAAACUUGCCUGCAGUGGAUUUUUAUGAAAAAGCCGAAUCUAAUAUUUAUCAUGUAAUGCAUUAUUAAGGUUUACAAAGAUAAAUAUGUUGAUUUUACUUGAUAAUCUUUGUAAUUUAAUUGGCUGUGUUACUGCACUACACAAAUGUUCAGUAAAAACAAAUGAACUUUUGGAAUUUGUGUUGCUUCAGUUACUGGGGAACUUCCUGAAGUGGCAUGGCACAUUGUCUAACAAGACUCUACAGGAUCUGGCAUUAGAUGGGCUGCUCAACAGAUACAUCCUCAUGGCUUUUCAGAACAACGAGAGCGGGGAAGAUUGCAUCAAAAAAGCUCAAAGUGUAAGUAGCAUUGUAGCACGACUAGUUUAAAUCCUUUUAAAUUACACAUCCUUUAACACUGUGUGAUCGUAAGUACGAGCAAUUUAUAAGGAAACCCCCUUAUUGUCAUUCCAAUUUAACCUCUUAAAGACCAAACUUCUGGAAUUAAAGGGAAUCAUGACAUGUCAUGUGUCCUUAAGGGGUUAAACACAAUUUGUAUACAAAUUGUUUGUUUUUACAGGAUAAUACAAUGGGGUGAUUUGGCAUUAUUUGGGUUUUAUUUUAACUACUUUGCUGGUUUACUAGUUUGCUCACAUACCAUUUAACCUUGCAGAUCAAUCUUAUCCGAGAAAUUCUAUUGUGCUCUGCUUCUUCUUGCUUCGCAGUUAUCUUGGAAUUAUAGUGGUGGUGGCUUUACUUUGGUACAAAGCUUCAUAUAGAAGAGCUAUGUGAUGCCCAGUUAAGGCUGAAUGUGUUUCUAUCUGGUAUUUUGUGCUCUUUACAUAGAGACCGUAUGAUCCUGUUCUCUGUGAUGCUGGAAGUAGCAGCAAGACAUAUUAUCAUUGUGAAUUCUUUAUUAGUUGCAGAAGUUUAGUUUAUUGAAUGAAUGUGGUGAUUGACUGCACUUCUUAGUGUCCUAAGCAAUCCAUUUUUUUAAGCAAAAUUCAUACAUUAUUGCAUUAGAAGUGGUCAGUAGUUUAAAUUAUUGUUAACGUUAUGUUUUCAUUUGGAACCUAAAUCUUAGUGUGGAUAUACUAGAGCCGUGUUUGUGCUUCAUUAAAUUUAUAUCAGUUUCUGUCCGAACAAACUAUUUCUGGAUCCCAUUGGGGAAAAAAACUACAUGAAAAACUGUAAAAUACAGUAAAAAUGUAUGAUUAUUUACCUUGUCACUCAGCUAAUGCUGGAUUUCCUUUACAUUUUAGCAUUUGUCUUUAGUAUCCUCAAAUCCAAUUAUUUCUGGCCCCAGAAAGGCUAAAAUCUGAUUAUAAGCCUGCAGUUCAUAUGACUGCGUAGGAUUACUUCCAUGUGUUUGUGUGUGCAAAUCAAUUAUAAUAUGGGUUAUUAAGCCUACAGUUGGCGUCAUUGUACGUAGACAAACAGGUUUAUAUGAAAAAGUAAUCAUUGUAAUCUUGAAAUAUAAAACAACAUAACAUUGUUAUUAUUUAGAUUAUUUAUAAUCCUUAUAUAUCUGUGUUGCCGCUGUAAUGGGGAUAUUGCUAGUUAUGAUUUUUAAAACAUAUUAGUUUAUUGUAACUGAUAUAAAAUCAGUGUACCAUUGUUGCUCUGUUCAAAUGUUGGUAAAUUAAAUGGGCACACUAGACACCUAAUGGACAAGAAAGCAUCACGCAGAAACACACUUUUUAUUUUUUGCCUGGUGUCUAAACAGCAUUUUAUUUACGUUGAAGUUUUUUCCCCAACGUACUGUUUUUGUUAUACAUUUAAAAUAGGGGAUAGGGGACAGAGUUAGUUCUCCUGUCUAUGGUGGCUUUCUGGUUACAUUAUAGGCUCCGCACAGACUGCAUCAGCUCUAUCUUUCUACCAUGUGUAGAGCUGAUGGUUAAACAGAAUGAAAUAUUUACAUAUAAACGGGUCUUUAAUAAAAACUAGGGCCGCUCACGAGCUAGAAGAAAAUAUUGCAAGCUUUACUACCUGGAAUAACCGCAGCCAAUCCUUAUUCAUAUUAUGAUGGCUUAUUGUUCUUUUUCUAGCAGCCAUGAUUAGUGCAGUUUAUAUGGGGGUUGUCCUAUGUCACCUCAUGACCUCAAAAUCAUUAUUUAGUUGUAUCAUCUUCUUGAAUGUAACUCACUCUGGAAACCGUGGAAGUUUUCAUUCAUUCUUGGCUCGUGGCUUCUUUUCUUUUUUUUUUUUAAAUGCACUGGAUAUAUAUUUGAUUCUGUUCUAUUUUAGGUGACUGCAUGUUUCCCAAGGCAGUGGUUUUCAAAUCUUAAGGGGGGCAUUACCAUUCCUCAGCUGGAAAACAUGGUUCGGUAUCUUACUCACCUGGCUGGCGUGAUUUAUAGAAAGAACAUUGGAUGCUCAGAUGUGGAGAAAAGAAAUGCAAGGUACUUAUGGGGCUUUUCUUCUAUUAAGGACAUUACCAUCGUGUCACUUUAAAGUGGCAUUGUCACCCCACCACCUCCUCCCCCUGAAAAAUUAGUAUUUCAUAAAUAUCUUAUCUUAAUUAAAAUACUCAAUUUGACUGUGUUGGAAUUUCAGUGAAAUUCUAACCCAGUCAAGAUGUAUACAGAGACAAAGUAGGGACUACAUUGUCUCUAUUUCUUCUCCACCUGACUUUCUUAGACUCCAGGUGGAGUCUAAGUGUCAAUCUCGACAGCUGUCACCAGUGACGGCUGCAGGGAAUUGGUUGUAUCUAUGGAUGAUCUCGCGGGAUCCUCCAUAGACCUCAAUGCUGUAUGUUCGUGUGCAGUCCCCAAACGAUGACAGUGCUGCUUUAGGAAGCAGGCCAUGAAGACAUAAGCCAAUGUAGCAGUUCUUUUGCAAAAUGUUUGGUGCUCUAUUCACCAAUUCGUGAUUAGAGUAUCUAGAAGGCCUCUUGUCAGCUCUGCUAGCACUUAAUGAAUAGAAUUUGGCCUAAAAAUCCUUCCUACGUCUACCAAGUAGAUACGGUUCACUGAAAGAAUUUCAGAAGUCUUUCCAGCUGAUCCCCUAAAAUGUGAACCUUGAAUUACUGACAGAUCCCACUUUACUGAAUAACCCUCCGAGAUGUUGAAUUUACAAAAGCAGUAAAGGAGUGGCCUAUUGCUGACCUCACCCUAAAUGAUAUUUGUAAUUUACAAAGGUUUUGGCUUUAUGAUCCAAAUAUUUAUCAUUUUUCUGGUAAAUGGUUCUAUAGCUUGGAAAAUAAACUUUGAGACACAUGAUGUUACCCUAAAUGUUUUUGAACAGUGUCCUGUAAUAUUUUGUCUGCUUUUACAAGAAACUCUGGGAAGAUUUUUUUUUUUUUACUAAUCUAAGGAGAGUGUGUCAAGAUUGUAGUGGUUAUUACACUGAGGAUUAAAAGUAGAAUGUAACAUUUGCAGACGGCCCACAAUCAUUCUUUAUACACAAGACAUUAUGAGCCAUAUGGGAUAGUACUAACUGGAUGAAUUAGUUCAGGGGCCUAAUGCAACACAACUCCCUUUCGGCAUAUUCUGCAAACUGUAAUUGUCCAAAACUUAGUGGAGUUACCGUUUAUUAAAAGCUCUGAAGUUGCAUGUUUACCUACCAGUUGCAAUUAUUAUAAUUGUCCAAGUCAAAAUUGCUUGUAACAAGAGUCUAUGCUUCUUUUUAAUUUUUGAAAUAAUUAACUAAAGAGCACAGUCAGUGGGGAAGGGGAAUUAAUCAGAGAGGAGCUUUCUAUAGGAAGGGAAUACCUGGGCCAGGUUUCACUUUUUAAUACUUCAGUAUGAAAAUGAUUACUCCAGGCAGCGUUACAUGAAAGUGACCAUAGUGCAUAAGUGCAGCAUGUUACUGUGAAACGCUGCACAUACCGAGUUUAACAACUUCGCUGCCGAAGUGUAAUUUGUAAUUCUGCAAAAUGUGAUUUUUUUUUUUGAUUUUUUUUUUUAAAUCCUUUACAAAAUCCCAGUUUGUUGCGAUCUCUUGGGAUUGCAAGGAUCAGAAAGUGACUUAGUAACCUCUAUACAUUUCAUCCAUGAAAAACACAACUAAUUGGCAGCCCAUCUAUUUGCUGAGUAGCCACGGACCUCCUGCUACCAUAACACUAUCAUUCCAAUGAAAUUGUUAUGGAGUCCGGAGUGUUCCUGUAACCAUAUUGGGUGUUUUCACAAAACAGUGAAUUGCCCUAAAUCUUACAAAUCCUUUAAGUCACUAGAAUCUAAUAUUUGGCUAAUAGUAGCCUUCUGAAUGUCAUUUGACACUGGAAACACACAUUUGUCCCAGUGUAAUUACCAGACAUUGACUUAAGCAGAAGUUUUCUAAAUACAUUGGAUAGUACUUUUUCCUUAUAUAAAUUGUAUUUGAGAUAAUCAUGCUUUUAUCAUUUAAUUUUUCAGAGACCAAAUCAGGCAGAUUGUGAAAUUAUUAGCAAAUGUCAGAGCACUGGAAAAUGCAAUAUCUGUUGCAAAUGAUUACAACGUGAAAGACGUCAAAGCCCAGCCAGAAGCUAAAUAAACACCACAAUUGCAUUCCGGUUGUUCCUUGUGUUUUUGUAAAUUUUAGGUGUGUAAAUAAAGCUGUAUAGUGAUGACAGAUUGUUUUAAUGCAGAAGUUUGAAAAUGCCAAAAACUACUGGUGUGUGUGUGUUUUAUAAACAAAAAAUACAGAUAUUCGAAAUAAAACAUUUAGUCACAUUCUGAUGUUUUUACGAAAUGACGUCGAUGUUAGAAAAAUGAUGAAAGGACAACUGUAAAGCUACAUAAAUCAAGUGGCUGAUCCCAUAUAUUAUCUGCUUUACCUUAUGUUAGAGAAAAAAAAACUUCAAAGAUUUUUAGUAGUCUCAUCCUGAAGGUAGGUCAAUAUGUGCAUUGGCUGCUUGUAAUACGUUAUCAUCCAUAUUUAAACCGCAGUAUGUACACCUCUAGGAAAGACUCCACUGAAAGCAGAUUUAAAGAGCAGUUUUCAUGAUAUGAAUUUAUUGCUGAAAACAAACUUUUUUUUUUUUUUUUUUUUAAACCUCUUUUUGCAUCCUGAUAAAGAACUUGCUAAGUGAAUGUAUGAUUUUAGGAAGUGUCAUGUAAAUACAUCCUUUUUCAGAAAAUAUUAUUUUUAUUUAUUUUUCUGGUUCAUUUACAGGCUUAAUUUAGCUAUUUAGUCAUUUCCUGAAAUUACUGCAUUUUUAAGUUUGCUGAAACGAUGUGCUGUACAGGUUUAGUUCUUUUCAUUUUAUCGAGUGCCUGUAUAUUUCUGACUCUGAUUCCUCUCUUCUGAUUUGUGUACAGUCGAUAAUUUAAUGAAAUGUGUACAGUGAUGGAGCAUUAAACCAUUCAUGGAAAUGCCUGUAUAUUUUCUGAAAAUGUAACAAAGAUAUUGAAUAAAUUCUUUUUGUAGAUA
Molecule: messenger RNA, 32320 nt
Organism: Pelobates cultripes (western spadefoot toad)
Lineage: Eukaryota; Metazoa; Chordata; Amphibia; Anura; Pelobatidae
Source: the annotation of a GenBank genome assembly